Paramecium sonneborni is the source of this 983-nucleotide messenger RNA. The record is from the annotation of a GenBank genome assembly. Lineage: Eukaryota; Ciliophora; Oligohymenophorea; Peniculida; Parameciidae.
AUGAAUUUUAUCAAUUGCUUAGAUUUAAGCCAAUAAAUAGUGAAAUAGAUUUUUCGAAGUAAAUACAAAUCCAGAGUAGAUGCUAAUUUUAAUAUUGAAUGCAAUUAAAUACGUAAGAAAUGGAACAAUAAUGGAUAAAACCAUAUUGUAAUCUAAUUUUAUUUAUGCAAAUCAAGAAAAUAAUAUUUAGUUGAAGAAUGGAACAUCAUUAGCAUAUAAUAAUAAAUUAAUGACAACAUUUAAGAGCAAUUCUAAAAAUGUGAAUAACUUGCAUCAUCAACUCCUUUGUGUUAGAGAUAAGACAAUUAAAUUGAUAACAUAAUUCAUUUGAAUGAAAAUAAACGAACAGAUUGGAUUGAACCUAGAUUAAUAUUGACAAAUUAAUUGCAAUUAUCAAAUAAGUUGACUAUAAAUGUGGCUUAUUUAUCAAACUUAGAUGUGAUAGAUAGAGAUAUUGAAGAAUCAACAAAAGAUUCAUUGGCAUAUCGAAGAGACAGAUUUUUAUCAGAUGAUAUUCAAUAAAGUAUGUAUGUAUAAAUAUAAAAAUGAAGAUAAUCGAUUGAGAAGAAGUACGGAUAUUGAUGGAGUAAGAUAAUAUAAAAAGAACAAAGAAAUAUUAAGCAAAGUGAUGAAUAGGAUGAAUGACUCAUUUUGUAAGAUAUAAUUUUUUAUGAUUAGCAUCUACAUCAAGUAAAAAUAAGUCUACCUAACUAUUGACAAUAAUAAACAAGAAAGAUGAUGUUGAAAUCCUGUCUUCUCCUGAGGAUGCUUAAAAAAUAAUAGAUGAGGAUGAGAAUGGAGAUUAUGAAAUUUAAAUGAUAAUUGAUGAAGAACCAAUAGUAAAAGGUUAAACUGUGAUAAUAAAAUCAUAGUAAUAACGAUUACAUCCAAUUGUGGAUUAUAUUUUCAAAUUGAGAAAUAAGAAACACAAUUAUAAUACUUAAUUAUUUGAUACCAUGAAUUUUGUUAAGAAUUAUUACUGA